GUCACAAUGAUCGACUGCCCAUCCCUACAGAGUGAUGUCAAUGGGAGUCUUCCCACCGCACUGGUGCCAAGACCCAACGAGACAAACAUCAUCCACAUCGAAGUCCCUAAAGGGGUUUUCCUCUUCUUGUGUAUUCUCAGCUUGCUGGAGAACAUCUUGGUCGUGGUGGCCAUUGCAAAAAAUCACAACCUCCACUCUCCGAUGUACUACUUUAUCUGCUGCCUGGCCACUUCCGACAUGCUUGUCAGCAUCAGCAAUCUGAUCGAGACGAUGAUCCUGAUCCUUCUAAACCACGGCGUGAUCGGCUGCAACGAACCCAUGAUCAAAAUGAUGGACAACGUUGUGGACACCAUGAUCUUGUGCUCGCUGGUGACGUCGCUGUCCUUUCUCGGAGCCAUUGCCGUCGAUCGUUACGUCACCAUCUUCUACGCCUUGCGAUAUCACAACAUCAUCACCCAACGGAGAGUCGUCAACGCCAUCGCCGGGAUCUGGUUGGCCAGCACCGCCUGCAGCAUCACAUUCAUCGUGUUUUCCAACAGCCACGUGGUCAUCUUUUGCCUCAUCGUGUUUUUCAUCUUCAUGUUGGUCUUGAUGUUGGGCCUUUACAUCCACAUGUUUAUCUUGGCGAGACGCCAUUCGCAGAGCAUCUCCUCCCAGCAGAAGGGGGUAGGAAGACGACUCUCCCCCCACCAAGUGGCCGCCAAACUAAGGGGAGCCAUCACCCUGACCAUAUUACUCGGCAUCUUCUUCCUGUGCUGGGGGCCCUUCUUCCUUCAUCUUACCUUGAUCGUCUCUUGUCCCAAGCACCCCUUCUGCCUCCAGUACUUCAAGUAUUUUAACAUCAACUACGUCCUGAUCAUCUUCAACUCCAUCAUUGACCCCAUCAUCUACGCAUUCCGGAGCCAGGAGCUGAGGAAAACCUUGAGGGACAUUGUGUUCUGCUCCCAACACCGCCUCCGCUUUAUAAGCUGCGGGACGGCGGAGCGCCGCCUCCAGUCUCCGCAUCCCGAUCCCAACCGAGAGGCAGCAAUGAGGGAGAUCGUCCAUAUCCAGGCCGGCCAGUGCGGCAACCAGAUCGGGGCCAAGUUCUGGGAAGUGAUCAGCGAUGAACAUGGAAUCGAUCCGACUGGGAACUACGUCGGGGACUCGGACCUCCAGCUGGAGAGGAUCAGUGUCUAUUACAAUGAGGCCUCCUCACUCAAGUACGUCCCGCGAGCCAUCCUAGUGGACCUGGAACCCGGAACCAUGGACAGCGUCCGCUCCGGAGCCUUCGGACAUCUUUUCCGACCCGAUAACUUCAUAUUCGGACAGAGUGGUGCCGGUAACAAUUGGGCGAAGGGUCACUACACGGAAGGGGCAGAACUGGUGGACUCGGUAUUAGAUGUUGUGAGGAAGGAAUGUGAAAACUGUGAUUGCCUCCAGGGGUUCCAGCUGACGCACUCUCUGGGUGGAGGCACCGGCUCCGGCAUGGGCACGCUGCUCAUCAGUAAAGUCAGGGAGGAAUACCCGGACCGCAUCAUGAACACUUUUAGCGUAGUGCCUUCCCCGAAGGUGUCCGACACAGUGGUGGAGCCGUACAAUGCUACAUUGUCUAUCCAUCAAUUGGUAGAAAAUACAGACGAGACCUACUGCAUCGACAACGAGGCUUUAUACGACAUCUGCUUCCGCACCCUUAAACUAGCCACUCCCACCUAUGGAGACCUUAACCACCUUGUCAGUGCCACCAUGAGUGGGGUCACCACUUCCCUGAGGUUCCCUGGACAACUUAAUGCCGAUCUGCGUAAACUGGCUGUCAACAUGGUGCCCUUCCCACGUCUUCAUUUCUUCAUGCCAGGCUUUGCCCCACUGACUGCCCGUGGCAGCCAACAGUACCGGGCACUCACUGUCCCAGAACUCACUCAGCAAAUGUUUGACGCCAAGAAUAUGAUGGCGGCCUGUGAUCCCCGCCACGGACGGUACCUGACAGUGGCCACCGUCUUUCGCGGGCGCAUGUCAAUGAAGGAGGUGGAUGAACAGAUGCUAGCCAUCCAGAGCAAGAACAGCAGCUACUUUGUAGAAUGGAUCCCCAACAAUGUGAAAGUUGCUGUGUGUGACAUUCCACCUCGUGGUCUCAAGAUGUCCUCCACAUUCAUCGGCAACAGCACCGCCAUACAAGAGCUUUUCAAACGCAUCUCCGAGCAGUUCACCGCCAUGUUCCGACGCAAAGCGUUCUUGCAUUGGUACACCGGAGAGGGUAUGGACGAAAUGGAGUUCACAGAAGCCGAAAGCAACAUGAAUGACCUUGUAUCAGAGUACCAGCAGUACCAGGACGCCACCGCCGAAGAGGAGGGCGAGAUGUAUGAAGAUGACGAAGAAGAAUCUGAGGCUCAAGGAAAGUAAAACAAAAAAAGCCGUCCCAGGGCUAGAGACCUCUGUUUGUGCCCCCCCAGGUUUAGAAGUCCUACUCAUAUUGCAUCAUGCAUCGCUUCUGAGUUAGAAUUAUAGUCCCAGGCAGGGUCGGAACCUCUACCCUUCAUCUCCUUUAUUUAUUUAGCUCUCCAAUGCUAAACCCUGCAGAAUUUACUUUGCACGAUGUGUUAAUAGCAAAAGCAGAUCAGAACUUAUUGUGGACAAAGGCCCAUAAAAUGUUACAGGACACGAUGUACACAAAUGAUUUCUUCUUUAUCUUCCCCCCAGGCCUUGAGAUUGUGAAAACCUCACUGUUGUGACAUCAUGUCAAGGUUUCUGUUCCAAGGUUCAAUCUCCAUAUUUAAGGGGUGGCCAUGGGCACGGAAAUCAGGCCACCACAUUUCUGCAGUCAUUGUGGCCCUUAAAGCUGACCUCUGCAGGUUGGGAUCUGCCAUUCUUUGACCAUUAGUGGUAGUUCAAGGUCAAUGGACACGCAGGUUGACGUCACUUUUAGAGAGGAUGUCCAUGGCCAUGCAUGCCUCUGUAGCAAGGGAGAGCUUACAACGUUAGUUAAGAGGAGGGUCAAGGGUGUAGAGUAGCAGAUGGCAAAUUGAAUGUGUUUUGAGUGAAAAUCAGAAAGCUUCAUAUCUAGAAAUAGUAUGACAAUGCGUUCUAAGCAGGAAGAGCUGAAGAGUACCUGUCUUCAUAACUGCAUGGAUGACAAUAGGGAUUUGUGUCCGCGGGGAGAGAAUUGAACUCCGACGCUCAACAAAGUCAAAGUGUUGCGUAAACUCUAGCGCCAGAGUCCCAGGUUUUA
Messenger RNA from Rana temporaria (common frog), 3205 nucleotides. It is a transcript of the gene TUBB3, whose product is annotated as tubulin beta 3 class III. Lineage: Eukaryota; Metazoa; Chordata; Amphibia; Anura; Ranidae. Gene Ontology annotation, biological process: G protein-coupled receptor signaling pathway; mitotic cell cycle; microtubule cytoskeleton organization. The record is from RefSeq and is a predicted model, not a curated record. The transcript is spliced from 5 exons. Gene Ontology annotation, cellular component: cytoplasm; microtubule; membrane. The coding region runs from base 7 to 2379 and encodes 790 amino acids. Gene Ontology annotation, molecular function: GTP binding; structural constituent of cytoskeleton; GTPase activity.